AUGAAGGUAGUGUGAUUCACUUUCGAUGACGACUACGGAGUACAUGAUGAUGCCUUCAGUUGUGGAGAACCAAUCGGUUUCUUCAAAUUAUUCUUGGACGACGACAUUAUGUAUUUGAUCACUGCAGAAACCAACAAGUAUGGCAAUGCAAAGCUGCCGCAGUUGGGAAAACGUUCACUGAAACCGACAACAAAGAAAUGGGUGGCACUCGAUGGUCAUUCAAUUAUGAGCUCGAUCAUGACCAGAAGACGUUUCGAGGGGCUUCUACGAUUUCUGCAUCUGGUCGAUAACAGUGAAAAUGCUAAUGGGGAUCGUCUUUUCAACAUAUCUCAUUUAUUUGGAGCUGUUGAACGAGCGAUGCAUGAGGUACUGCGAAGCGUCUGUAUCGAUUAG
Molecule: messenger RNA, 393 nt
Organism: Haemonchus placei
Lineage: Eukaryota; Metazoa; Nematoda; Chromadorea; Rhabditida; Trichostrongylidae
Source: the annotation of a GenBank genome assembly